Rhinopithecus roxellana (golden snub-nosed monkey) is the source of this 1120-nucleotide messenger RNA. Its product is annotated as C-type lectin domain family 10 member A-like. The transcript is spliced from 9 exons. The coding region runs from base 133 to 1002 and encodes 289 amino acids. Lineage: Eukaryota; Metazoa; Chordata; Mammalia; Primates; Cercopithecidae. The record is from RefSeq and is a predicted model, not a curated record. Gene Ontology annotation, molecular function: signaling receptor activity.
CAGCUCUCCAGGACACAGCGCUUCCAACUCUGAGUGACGUCCCAACUCUGGUCCUUGCUUCACAACCAACGUGAGAAUUACACCCUCCAGACCUCCCACAGGUGACAACCUCAGAGACGUGCUGGCCCAAGCAUGACAGUGACAUAUGAAAACUUCCAGGACUUGGAGAGUGAGGAGAAAGUCCAGGGGGUUAGAAAUGGGCUGCCUCCUCCCCAGUCCCUCCUGCAGCAUCUCCGUUCUGGGCCCUGCCUCCUCCUGCUGUCCCUGGGCCUUGGUCUCCUGCUGCUGGUCAUCAUCUGUGUGGUUGGAUCCCAAAAUUCCAAAUUUCAGAGGGACCUGGUGACCCUGAGAACAGAUUUUAGCAACUUCACCUCAAACACUGUGGCUGAGAUCCAGGCACUGACUUCCCAGGGCAGCAGCGUGGAAGAAAUGAUAGCGUCUCUGAAAGCUGAGGUGGAGGUUAUCAAGCAGGAACAGCAGGCAGUUCAUUCUGAAAUGCUCCUGCGAGUCCAGCGGCUGAUGCAAGACCUGAAUAAACUGACCUGCCAGGUGGCUACCCUCAAGAACAAUGCCUCUACUGAAAGGACCUGCUGCCCCAUCAACUGGGUGGAGCACCAAGACAGCUGCUACUGGUUCUCUCACUCCGGGAUGCCCUGGGCCGAGGCUGAGAAGCACUGUCAGCUGGAGGACGCCCACCUGGUGGUCAUCAACUCCAGGGAGGAGCAGAAUUUUGUCCAGGAACAUCUAAGCUUCGCAUACACCUGGAUGGGCCUCAGUGACCUUGAAGGAGCCUGGAAGUGGGUGGAUGGAACAGACUAUGAGACCGGCUUCCAGAACUGGAAGCCAGGCCAGCCAGACGACUGGCAGGGGCACGGGCUGGGCGGAGGCGAGGACUGUGCCCACUUCCACCCAGACGGCAGGUGGAAUGACGACGUCUGCCAGAAGCCCUAUUACUGGGUCUGCGAGGCUGGUCUGACCCAGGCCAGCCAGGAGAGUCACUGAGCUGCCUUUGGUGGGACCACCUGGCCGCAGAAAUGGCGGUGGGGAGGAGGACUCUACCCGGGACCUCCUCUCAAGACCGCUCUGGCAGAGGAAUAAGCCCUGGGAGAUUGGGAGCACU